AUGUCGUACGAAAAUCUUUUGGAGCAAUUAAAGGCUCACGGUCAAGAGCACCUCAUCAAAUAUUGGCCGGAACUAAGCGAAAAUGAGCGGGAACAACUCGCAGCCGAAAUCCGAAAGCUAGAUUUGGAAGAAAUGAACGAAUUAUUUCGGCGCGCGAUGGACACUACAAAAGUUAUUCUAGAAAAAUUAGACGAAGACUUGAAACCCAUACCGCAGACCCACUACGAAUCUGUACCUGGACUGUCCGAAGCUAAAAUCGAGGAGUACGAAAACAUAGGAUUCGGUGAGAUAUCUGAGGGCAAAGUUGGUGUUUUGCUUUUAGCUGGUGGUCAAGCGACAAGAUUGGGUUUCGGUCAUCCCAAAGGAAUGUACGAUGUUGGCUUACCAUCUCAUAAAACUCUAUUCCAAAUCCAAGCGGAAAGGAUUCUUCGAGUAGAACAGAUGGCUGAAGAAAGGACCGGAAAAGAAGGUAAAAUAACUUGGUACAUUAUGACUUCUGAGCACACAAAAGCACCUACCGCGGAUUUCUUUAGAAGUCACAACUACUUUGGUUUAAAUAAAGAAAAUAUAAUAUUCUUUGAACAGGGAAGACUGCCAUGUUUUGAUUUUGAUGGUAAAAUGUUUUUGGAUGAGAAACAUCAUUUAUCAUCAGCUCCUGAUGGCAAUGGAGGUAUUUACAGAGCUCUGAAGAGUCAGGGAGUCCUAAAUGAUAUUGUUAAAAGAGGUAUCCAACACUUACAUGCACACUCGGUAGAUAAUAUCUUAAUUAAAGUGGCUGAUCCUGUUUUCAUUGGAUAUUGUAAGAGUAAGAAUGCUGAUUGUGCUGCUAAAGUUGUAAGAAAAUCAUCACCGAGUGAACCAGUUGGUGUUGUGUGUAGAGUCAAUGGAUAUUACAAAGUGGUUGAGUACUCCGAACUAACUGAUGAAGCAGCAGAAAGAAGGAAUCCAGAUGGACGUCUCACAUUUUCCGCUGGAAACAUCUGCAACCACUACUUUUCAUCAGAAUUCUUGUUAAAAAUAUGUGAUUAUGAAUCAAAACUAAAAUUGCAUGUAGCUAAAAAGAAGAUACCAUAUGUAGAUGAAAAUGGUGUCCGUCAAAAACCAUCUGAUCCUAAUGGUAUUAAAAUGGAAAAAUUCAUUUUUGAUGUGUUCGAGUUUGCAGAGAACUUUAUAUGUUUAGAAGUAGCGAGAGAUGUAGAGUUUUCGGCUUUAAAAAAUGCUGAUUCAGCUAAAAAAGACUGCCCAUCCACUGCUAGGCAAGAUUUACUGGAACUACACAGAAAAUAUAUAAGAGACGCUGGAGGUAUCAUAGAAGAUAAUGUUGAUGUCGAAAUUUCUCCAUUGCUCUCAUACGGAGGUGAAAAUUUAAAAGACUUAGUUGAAAAUGAAGUUUUCACCAUUUCCCCAUUCCAUUUGAAAAGUAUGCAUGAAUCUAUUACAAAUGGUGUAAAUGGUAAUCAU
Messenger RNA from Brenthis ino (lesser marbled fritillary), 1461 nucleotides. NCBI's taxonomy places the organism in Eukaryota, Metazoa, Arthropoda, Insecta, Lepidoptera, Nymphalidae. The record is from the annotation of a GenBank genome assembly.